UUUAAAAGCGCUCACAUUUCACUCUGUGAGACCUGCAAGACGGUUUGCUGUCACUCAUCACUUCUCCACGAGCAAAGAUGCCUCUGCAGUUUGAGCUGUGUCCUGGUAGAAUGAUCGGGGGUAACCAUCCCUGCUUCAUCAUUGCUGAAAUUGGGCAAAACCACCAGGGUGACAUAGAGAUUGCAAAAAAGAUGAUCAAGAUGGCAAAGGACUGUGGUGCUGACUGUGCUAAGUUUCAGAAAAGUGAAUUAGAGUAUAAAUUCAGCAAGAAAGCUUUGGAACGUCCUUACAACUCAGUGCACUCCUGGGGCAAAACCUACGGGGACCACAAGCGCCACUUGGAGUUCAGCCACGAUCAGUACAGGGAGCUGAAGAAGUAUGCGACAGAAAUUGGCAUCUUCUUGACGGCCUCUGGAAUGGAUGAGAUGGCUAUGGAGUUCCUGCAUGAGCUGGAUGUGCCUUUCAUCAAAGUUGCCUCCUGCGAUGCUAACAACUUCCCGUAUCUGGAGAGAACUGCCAAAAAAGGACGUCCCAUGGUGGUGUCCACUGGGAUGCAGUCCAUGGAGACGAUCCGGCGAGUCUACAACACCGUGAAGGAGCACAACAAGAACUUCACUCUGCUGCAGUGCACCAGCGCCUAUCCACUGGAUCCCAAAGACGUCAACCUCUGCGUGAUCAAGGAAUACCAAAAGGAAUUCCCAGAUGUUCCUAUUGGAUAUUCUGGACAUGAGCAGGGGAUCUAUAUCUCAGUGGCUGCAGUGGCGAUGGGAGCAAAGGUUGUGGAACGCCAUGUGACCCUGGAUAAGACCUGGAAGGGGAAUGACCAUGCUGCAUCUCUGGACCCAUCUGAGCUGGCAGAGAUGGUCCGAGCCAUCCGGCUGGUGGAGAUGGCAAUGGGAACGCCUGUAAAGCAGAUGCUGCCCUGUGAGAAGACAUGCCAUGAUAAGUUGGGCAAGUCAGUGGUGGCCAAAAACGCCAUCAGCAAAGGCGAGGUGCUGAGCCUGGACAUGUUUGCUGUGAAGGUUGGCGAGCCAAAGGGCAUCGCUCCUGAGAAUAUGCAGCAGCUGGUGGGCAAAAAGCUUAAAGUGGACGUGGAGGGGGACGACAGCAUUUUGGCCGACAUGAUAGAAUAACAGAUCUUCCACCAUGAUUCGGAGAGACAGGCAGACAGACAGACAGAGAGGGAAAUAGAAGGACAAACAAUGAGGGAGAAAGAGUGGCAGACAGGUAGAAGAUAAACAGGCAGUGUGUCAACAGAAAGAGACACUGUAGAGAGAAAGAGUCUGUGUGACACCCUGCAGACAAAGGGUUUGAUAAAGAGAAAGACAACAGUUUCAGUACUGUUAAAGAAAGGCAAAAAUUACCCCAUGUGAUGCUGUUUACUAUCAGGGGGUGUGCUGGUGUGAAACGAUAGUUAAAAGCAGUUUGAUUGUGGGGUGUCAUGUUAAAAGGUCUGUUUCCGAAUCAUUUUAUAACAGUUAUAACAAGUGCGCAACACAAUUACUCUAAAAAUGAAAGCCCAUACAAUCAUCA
Molecule: messenger RNA, 1533 nt
Organism: Solea solea (common sole)
Lineage: Eukaryota; Metazoa; Chordata; Actinopteri; Pleuronectiformes; Soleidae
Product: sialic acid synthase-like
Exons: 6
Coding region: 78-1133 (351 amino acids)
Biological process (GO): carbohydrate biosynthetic process
Molecular function (GO): N-acylneuraminate-9-phosphate synthase activity
Source: RefSeq, a predicted model, not a curated record